UCCAGCGAGUCAGUUCGCCAAAAUUAAUUUUUAUCAGUGAGCUUGUUUCAUUUACAAUAGACAAGUACCAUUUUUAAAAACUUACUAUUUUUAAGUAAAAUAAAUAGUCACAUUUAAAAUUUAGCAACCUAUAACAAUGUCGCCUAUACUUUUAUUGUUGGUCCUUGUAGGAAGUAUUCUUGAAACAAAUUUAACAUUUGCAGCACCUCGUAAUGCUCACUCAGCUGGUGGUCCAGGUGGUGUAUCAGGUGGUUUAAAAAGUUUAGAUGUAAUAUCAACUGAUCGCAAAGAACAAUCUCCUGGUGAUGUCAUUCCACUCGAGCAAUUUCAACCAAACGAACCGAUAUUUAAUGACCCAAAUAGUUCAUCUGAUUCAGAUGAAUCGUCAUCUGAAUCAGAUGAAUCGCAUCACAAGAAAUGCGAAUGUAAAUGUGAAAAACAAGUAAACUGCUGCUGCUGCUGCAAAAAUGAUAGGGAAACUGGAGUAACUGGAGUACAAGAUAAACACACAUGUAUAUUCUCUAAAAUAUUAAAAAUGAUAUUUGCGGCGCCCAUGAAAAUCAUUAGCUCCAUUUUCUGCAUAAUAAAACACGUUAUAGCGUUUACACUAUUUCUAAUAAGUAUGAUACUGAAGUCAAUAUUUAAACCGUGGACCCUACCAUUUAACAUUCUUGCCGUGGUUAAAAGGGUGUUAGGUAUUUUUGGGGGCGGGGGAGUUGGAACAGGAAUUGGAACAGGAAUUGGAACAGGAAUUGGAACAGGACUUGGGGGAGCAGUUGGGACAGGAGGUGAACUCGGGGGAGAACUUGGGGAAGGACUUGGGGGAGGACUUGGAGGAAUUGGAAUAACAAUAUAGCGAGCUAAAGCGGACAAGGACAACUAUCUUUUGAUGACAACCGGAGUAAACUUUGGAUGAUAACACUAUCAUAAUGUAUUUAUCGUUAGACAAUGUAUAUAUAUUUCCUUUUUUCUUUAUAAAUGCGAUACUAAAUGUAUCGCAUAUUGUAUCAAUAUCUUAAUAUAUUUACAAUAGUAAAGCUGUUUAAGAGAUAUAA
This is a messenger RNA of Ooceraea biroi (clonal raider ant), 1055 nucleotides long. RefSeq lists its product as uncharacterized. Lineage: Eukaryota; Metazoa; Arthropoda; Insecta; Hymenoptera; Formicidae. The record is from RefSeq and is a predicted model, not a curated record.